AUGACCAGCUUUGCCUCAGGCAAUGACGGUGACGACGGAGGGGUGUUUUGGCCUGCUGCACGUCUUCGGCGCAAAGUGAAACGACCGAGGGGACGGGACAUCCAUAGCAAAAAGGAUGCCCCCGAAAGUCUUGGGGGCCGAUCUUGGAACAGAGCUGUUAGAACGCUGGACGUUUGGCAGGUUCCUGGUGUCACAUUGAAGUUGACAGAGCCAGCUGCCAAUGGCGCUCCGAAACUCAUCUCAUCCACGACGAAGACUACCACGGCAAAAUCAAAGACGUUGUCCACUUCGGCGAAGAUUUCAACGAUUACAUCAAAGUCGUCUAUUGUCACAUCAAAGAGCUCAUCAAUUGUAACCGUGUCUACCACCAAAGCCUCAUCGACCUUGUCAUCAAGUGCGACGUAUCCCACCCCAACAGUCCCAAUCGGCGCCGGUGGAGGGCCUUUUGCUACCGUAGAGGGCAGGAUGUUCCAGAUUCAAUCAAAGACCCAGUAUUUCGCUGGCACGAAUGCGUGGUGGCUUGGUCAGCUGCAGAACAACACUGAUGUCUUCAACGUCUUUGCCGAUCUCGCCUUGUCUCAAUUAAAAGUCGCCCGUGUCUGGGGUUUUAGCGAGACCAACAAUGCUGCCACUGCAUCUAGCGUGUACUAUCAGGUUUUGAAUUCGAGUGGCCAGUACUUCAACUUCGACUCCAACACUGGUAUCCCAAGACUUGACUACGUAGUCUCAACGGCGGAAGCUAAAGGCGUGAAGCUGGUCUUACCGCUCGCGAACAACUGGGGCGCCCUAGGGGGCAUCCCGGCCUAUACGUCCGCGUUUGGAGGGAAUGGUACUUCAUGGUAUACUGACGCCAAGUCUCAGGCCGUCUACAAGAAGUAUAUCAACUUGAUCGUUAACCGCUACAAGAGCUCUGCCGCAAUAUUCGCAUGGGAACUCUGCAACGAGCCGCGCUGUUCCGGCUGCUCGACCUCAGUCAUCAGCAACUGGGCAUCAGACAUCAGCGCGUAUAUCAAAUCGUUAGAUUCGCAGCACAUGGUGGCUCUUGGCGAUGAGGGAUGGAUGACCCCUCCAGUGGGCGAUGGCUCGUAUGCGUACUCCGGGUACGAGGGCAUUGACUUCGUCAAAAACCUCGCCAUCUCCACCCUCGACUACGGCACUUUCCACCUCUAUCCCGAUUCGUGGGGCUACAAUGACACCUGGGGUAACGAGUGGAUCAUGCAACAUAACGCCGCAGGCAAAGUAGCGGGCAAGCCAGUCGUCUUCGAAGAGUACGGCUCGACUAACAUUACCAAUCACUCGGCAAUCUGCGAACCUUGGCAGCAAACGACUCUCUUGAAUACCAGUGUUGCCUAUGACUCCUUUUGGCAAUUUGCGACGACUCUGUCUAUUGACCCCUAUGACGAUUAUGCCAUCUACUACAACAGCACGGCGGGCAGUGACUAUGAGGUAUUGGCGUAUCAGCACGCGGCUGCCAUGUUGGCGAAGAAUCCAAUUGCCACGCAGUAA
Messenger RNA from Letharia columbiana, 1506 nucleotides. RefSeq lists its product as uncharacterized. The record is from RefSeq and is a predicted model, not a curated record. The transcript has 5 exons. Bases 1 to 1506 code for a protein of 501 amino acids. Gene Ontology annotation, molecular function: hydrolase activity, hydrolyzing O-glycosyl compounds. NCBI's taxonomy places the organism in Eukaryota, Fungi, Ascomycota, Lecanoromycetes, Lecanorales, Parmeliaceae.